AUGAGCAAUAAUUUUCGACGCUUCAACAUUCUGACGGAAGAGUGGAUUAUUGUGGCUGUAAAUCGGAUAAAUCGACCGUGGCAGCCUGAAAAGGGCGUUAAGGACCUCAAGGAGGAGCCUAAGGCCCCUAUGGCCCAAAAUCCCUUAGCUCCCGGAGCCCUAAGGACUUCAGGCCGAAAAAAUGACGGAUAUCUGGAGACCUAUGUUUUUGACAAUGAUUUUCCAAGUUUCACCGAGUUUGAAAAGUGUGCCGCGGAGGAGAGUGAGUUUUUUUUGCAAUUUUGCGGCGCCCACUUUUUUCGGCGCGAAAAAUGACGCAUUUUGAUGUAUUUUAGGAAAGCAUGCCGCAAAAUUGCAAGCCCCGCCCAUUUUUGCAACCCUGCGGCAUGUUUCAUAUCAAAAUCCAUCAUUUUUCGCGAAAACGUCGAAUUUUUCCAGUAAACUCGGAUUUGUACAAGCAACAAGAAGUUAGAGGAACUUGCAAAGUGAUUUGCUAUCAUCCGAAUAGCGAUUUGACGUUGGCAACAAUGCCGGUGGAAAGUGUGCGGAAAGUGGUGCAAUUGUGGACCGAAUUGUAUUUGGGUGAGCAUUUUGGAGCAUUUUGAGCCAAAAUUCGCCAAAAAUGAUGAAUUUUGAGCCAAAAUUCGUCAAAAAUGAUGAAUUUUGAGCUGAAAUUCGAAAAUUUCACCUAAAAAUUGACCUUAGGGUUCUCUAGCACUUUCUAAAUUGUCCUAAAGACUUUUGAAAAUGACCCUAAAGCUCUUUAGCUAUCCUUAAGGGCCUGAAGAAGAUUUUUAGACCCUUCAAAAGAAUCUUAAAGACCUUAGAGACCUUAAAGCCUUAAGGACCUUAGUAUCUAAGAUCCCUAAAGCCUUAAGGACUUUAGGCUCCUAAAAAAUGACCUUAUGGUUCGCAAAAUUGUCUUAAAGAUUUUUGAAAAUGACCCUAAAGCUCUUUAACUCCUUAAGGGCCUGAAGAAGAUUUUUAGGCCCUUCAGAAGAAUCUUAAAGACCUUAAAGCCUUAAGGACCUUAAUCUCUAAGGUCCUUAAAGCUUUAAGGACCUUAGAGACCUUAACCACCUUAAAAAGGCCUUAAAUCAUUUUUCUUUCCAGAUUUGGGCUCGAAAUACACGUGGGUUCAAAUUUUCGAGAAUCGCGGAGCCAUCGUCGGAUGCUCCAAUGCACAUCCACACGGACAGGUUUGGGCCUCCGAUUAUUUGCCGACGAUUCCCGAAAAAAUGAUGAAAUCGCAAAAAGUUGGUGGAUUUUUGAGAGGGAAAAUGGGGGAAAUUUGCGAAAUUUUGAUAUAAAACAUGCCGCAGGAUUGCAAAAAUGGGCGGAGCUUAAAAUCGAAGAAAAACCAUGCCGCAAAAUUGCAAGCUCCGCCCAUUUUUGCAAUUCCGCCGCACAGUAUCCCAAAAAUUGCAGAAAUUCCACGAAAAACAUCAAAAAUCAAUGCUACUCUCCUAUCUGGAUUCAGAAGUCGCGGAAAAGACGCGGAUCGUUUUCCGCACCCAAUUCUGGACAGUUUUGGUGCCCUUCUGGGCAUUUUGGCCCUAUGAAAUCAUGAUUCUACCCAAUCGAAAAUGCUCGAAAUUUGUGGAUUUAUCCGCUGCGGAAAAAUUGGAGUUAGCGGAAGUCGUGCAAAAAUUGCUGAUAAAAUACGACAAUAUAUUCGAGUGCUCUUUUCCUUAUAUGAUGGGAUGGAUGUCGGCGCCGGAAAAUGAGCCGGGAGCGGAGCAUUUUUGGCAACUACACUGUAGUUUUUAUCCGCCGUUGUUAAGGUGAAAAUUUGGAGCAUUUUGGUACAAAAAUCGUCGGGGGGACGAUAAAUUUGAAUUUCUAGGCCAUAUUUGGAUUUCUAGUCCACAUCUAGCGAGUUUCGGUUGAAAAAUCAUGAUUUUUGAUGGAUUUUGGAGAGCGGGGACGAGAAAUUUGGAUUUCUAGGCCAUAUUUGAAUUUCUAGUCCGCACCUGGAGAGUUUAGGUUGAAAAAUCAUGUUUUUUUGAUGGAUUUUGGAGAGCGGGGACGAGAAAUUUGGAUUUCUAGGCCAUAUUUGAAUUUCUAGUCCGCACCUGGCGAGUUUCAGUUGAAAAAUCAUGAUUUUUGAUGGAUUUUGAGGCUGUGGACGAGAAAUUUGGAUUUCUAGGCCAUAUUUGAAUUUCUAGUCCGCACCUGGCGAGUUUCAGUUGAAAAAUCAUGAUUUUUGAUGGAUUUUGAGGCCGUGGACGAGAAAUUUGGAUUUCUAGGCCAUAUUUGAAUUUCUAGUCCGCACCUGGCGAGUUUCAGUUGAAAAAUCAUGAUUUUUGAUACGAAAUGAGCUGGGGGACGAGAAAUUUGGAUUUCUAGGCCAUAUUUGAAUUUCUAGUCCGCACCUGGAGAGUUUAGGUUGAAAAAUCAUGUUUUUUUGAUGGAUUUUGGAGAGCGGGGACAAGAAAUUUGGAUUUCUAGGCCAUAUUUGAAUUUCUAGUCCGCACCUGGCGAGUUUCAGUUGAAAAAUCAUGAUUUUUGAUGGAUUUUGAGGCUGUGGACGAGAAAUUUGGAUUUCUAGGCCAUAUUUGAAUUUCUAGUCCACAUCUAGCGAGUUUCGGUUGAAAAAUCAUGAUUUUUGAUGGAUUUUGAGGCCGCGGAUGAGAAAUUUGGAUUUCUAGGCCAUAUUUGAAUUUCUAGUCCGCACCUGGCGAGUUUCAGUUGAAAAAUCAUGAUUUUUGAUACGAAAUGAGCUGGGGGACGAGAAAUUUGGAUUUUUGGAUUUCUAGGCCACCUAUAGAUUUUCUAGGUCAUUUUAAACCAUUUUCAUCUCAAAUUUCACAUCAAAAUUCAUAAUUUUCAUGAUUUCUAAGCUCAAAAUGCUCCAAAUUUCAAAAUAUUUUUUUCAGAUCCUCAAAAAUCCCCAAAUUUCUGGCUGGCUACGAAGUUUUCGCUGAAAAACAACGCGAUAUUUCGCCCGAAAUCGCAGCUGAAACACUGAGAAAUAUGCAAGAUGUACAUUAUACGAAAAAGAAGAAGCGAAGUUUAAUAUGA
Molecule: messenger RNA, 3024 nt
Organism: Caenorhabditis angaria
Lineage: Eukaryota; Metazoa; Nematoda; Chromadorea; Rhabditida; Rhabditidae
Source: the annotation of a GenBank genome assembly